Hypomesus transpacificus is the source of this 3701-nucleotide messenger RNA. It is a transcript of the gene tnikb, whose product is annotated as TRAF2 and NCK interacting kinase b. The record is from RefSeq and is a predicted model, not a curated record. Lineage: Eukaryota; Metazoa; Chordata; Actinopteri; Osmeriformes; Osmeridae.
UGAAGGAGCAGAGGAGGCGGCUGGAGGAGCAACAGCGGCGUGAGCGCGAGAUGAGGAAGCAGCAGGAGCGAGAGCAGAGGCGACGCUACGAGGAGAUGGAGCAGCUGCGGAGAGACGAGGAGAGGAGGCACGCGGAGAGAGAGCAGGAGUACAUCCGUAGACAGUUGGAGGAGGAGCAGAGACAGCUGGAGAUCCUACAGCAGCAGCUCCUCCAGGAGCAGGCUCUUCUGCUGGAGUACAAGCGUAAGCAGAUGGAGGAGCAGAGGCAGGCAGAGCGUCUCCAGAGGCAGCUGCAGCAGGAGAGAGCCUACCUGGUGUCGCUCCAGCAACAGCAGCAGGAGCCACGCCCCCAGGACAAGAAGCAGCUGUACCACUACAAGGACCAGGCCCCCAGCGUCGACAAACCAGCCUGGGCACAGGAGGUGAUGCGUAGAGCCCAGAGUAACUCGCCUCGUAUCCCCCCCAAGAAGUAUCACUCCUUCACAGAGCCCGGCGACACCAACCUCGCUCAGCUUCUCCAGCUUCCUGAUUACUGUCCCCGGCCCCGCCCCCCCUCCUACCCCGCCCACGUCAGCCCCUCUAGGGAGAGGUCAGAACCCAGCAGUGUGCACGUGCCGCGCAUCCGUGUGUCCUGUGCCCCUGAACCCGCCCCCAUCCCCUCCUUUAAGCCAAUCCUGCGACGCCCCGAGGCUCUUAGGCGGAACCCUGACGAGAGGGGGCGGAGCCCCGGCCCGAGGGUGGAGGAGAGAUCCAAGAUGAACAGACAGAGUUCUCCAGCGCUGCAGCACAAGGUCUCCAACCGCAUCUCGGACCCGUCUCUGCCGCCGCGCUCCGAGUCCUUCAGCAGCGGCGGCAUACAGCAAGCCCGGACCCCGCCCCAGCUCCGCUCCAUCGAGCCGCAGAUGGCCCAUCUGGUCCAGGUGAAGUCCCAUGGUCUGUCAGGGUCCCAGUCUCUCCACGACCCCCAAGGUGGGGGGGGCCUGUCCCCCUCCCCUUCCGCCCCCCCCAUGCCCCGGCAGAACUCCGACCCCACCUCCGACACCCCAGCCCCACCCCCCCGCCUCGUCCCUCCCCACGACAAGCUCGACCGCAGCCCCUGGGUUCGCCACGACGACGACCUGCCCCCCAAGGUUCCCCAGAGAACCACCUCCAUCUCCCCAGCCCUUGUGAGGAAAACCUCCCCAGGGAACGGACCUGGGCUGGGGCCCCGGACUGGAGCUCACCUCAUACGGGCCAGUAACCCGGACCUGCGCAGGACGGACCUGUCCAUGGAAACGCCCCUGAAGAGAAGAAGCAGUGGAAGCUCCUCCAGCUCCAGCUCCCAGGAGAGAGGGUCCAGUAAGGCUGAAGGUACCACGGCAGCAACUCAGGAGCCCAAAGAGGAGAGCAGGGAGGUGACACAACCUAGCAGGCCUGCGGAUUUGACUGCUCUGGCCAAAGAGCUCCGAGAACUCCGGCAGGGGGAGGAGACGAACCGCCCACCCGUCAAAGUGACGGACUACUCUUCAUCCAGUGAGGAGUCUCACAGCAGCGAGGACGAGGAGGGAGAGGGCGGGACCAACGAUGGAACUGUGGCCGUCAGCGACAUACCACGGAUUAUGCCUGCUGCAGGACCAGGAGGGAACGAGCCCUACGGCAUGAUGGGAAGCCAUAACGACGCCCAUGGCAACGCCUAUGGCAACAGUGGCCAGGACAGCACUCUGAUGAUGCGUGAGAAGUUUGGGGACAGGAGGCGGAGCUCCCCUCCCAAUGACAGCAAUGGUUUCCCCAGCAACGCUAAUCUGUUCCCCGGCAACGCCAAUCUGCCUGACUUGGUGCAACAAAGCACCCCGCCCCUGGUCUCCCCGGGCAACGGCUCAGGGGCCCAAUACGGGAUAGGAAGUGGGAGUGGCUCCAAGGCCUCCUUCACGCCAUUCGUCGAUCCGAGGGUGUACGGGACGUCCCCCACCGAUGAUGACGACGAGAACUCAGCCUCCGCUCUGUUUGCAGACGAGCUGAUGAGACAGGAGCAGGAGCAGGCCCGACUAAACGAGGCCAGAAAGAUCUCGGUGGUGAACGUGAACCCCACCAACAUCCGGCCCCACAGCGACACGCCCGAGAUCCGCAAGUACAAGAAGAGGUUCAACUCUGAGAUCCUCUGUGCUGCUCUCUGGGGUGUGAACCUGCUGGUGGGGACUGAGAAUGGGCUGAUGUUGUUGGACCGCAGCGGUCAGGGGAAGGUCUACAAUCUCAUCAACCGCAGACGGUUCCAGCAGAUGGACGUUCUGGAGGGACUCAAUGUCCUGGUCACCAUCUCAGGCAAGAAGAACAAGCUGCGUGUGUACUACCUGUCCUGGCUGAGGAACAGGAUAUUACACAACGACCCGGAAGUAGAAAAGAAGCAGGGCUGGAUCACAGUGGGGGAGCUGGAGGGCUGUGUGCACUACAAAGUUGUGAAAUAUGAGAGGAUUAAGUUUCUGGUGAUUGCUCUAAAGAAUGCGGUGGAGAUUUACGCCUGGGCUCCCAAACCUUACCACAAGUUCAUGGCUUUCAAGUCGUUCACUGACCUGCAGCACCGCCCCCAGCUGGUUGACCUGACGGUGGAGGAGGGCCAGAGGUUAAAGGUCAUCUAUGGCUCCAGCGUUGGCUUCCAUGUCAUUGAUGUGGACUCUGGGAACCCCUAUGACAUCUACAUCCCCUCCCACAUUCAGAGUCAGGUGACCCCCCACGCCAUCGUGGUUCUGCCCAAGACGGACGGCAUGGAGAUGCUGCUGUGCUACGAGGACGAGGGCGUCUACGUCAACACCUACGGGCGCAUCACCAAAGACGUGGUGCUGCAGUGGGGCGAGAUGCCCACCUCCGUGGCCUACAUCCACUCCAACCAGAUCAUGGGCUGGGGAGAGAAGGCCAUUGAGAUCCGCUCCGUGGAGACGGGACACCUCGACGGAGUUUUCAUGCACAAGCGAGCUCAGCGACUGAAGUUCCUGUCGGAAAGGAACGACAAGGUGUUUUUUGCAUCUGUUCGUUCCGGUGGCAGCAGCCAAGUCUUCUUCAUGACCCUCAACAGAAGCUCCAUGAUGAACUGGUAACCCCCUCCUCUCCGGUUCAUUUCCUUCAUCCCACACCAGAGGAGGGGAGGGAAAGAAUGAAGGAAGAACGGAAAAAGAUGAGUGAACACAUCAGACAUUCGAAUCAGAAGAAAAAAUGCAUUGGAGCCGUUGCUCAUUUCCAACCUCCACCACCAGGGGUGCCAGAGAGCAACAGCCUCUCUCAAGUCAGCGUCCAGAUGUUUGAUAUUUGACUGUAGUCUACUUACUUUCCUUGGAUUACUGGGUUUCUUUUUUUUCCUUGGGUUAGGGGGACAGUUAACAGGACAUGGUAGCAUAAAAACCACAUUGUUGGGUAGCCUAAACUUUGAACCUCCCAUUUAAACCAUGUUACUCUUAUUUCUGGUGAUUUCAGGUACGACCCGAAUCCACAAAUCCCGAUGGUUUUGUUUGUUCACCAAUAUUACAACACAAGUGGUGCAGGACUCAUCUAAUACAGGAUUAGGUCUUAAAUACACAACAUUUAAUAACUUAACAUAUUAUCACUUUUUUAUUAUUAUUAUUUGCAUUUGACAUCAUUCAGUCUUUCUUUUUGUCAACUGUAGCAAGUCGUUUGCUACACAUUGUAAAGGUUGAAAACCGUUGUGGAGAUCUUCUGAUUAAUUUUCCGGCAGA